Messenger RNA from Meloidogyne enterolobii, 716 nucleotides. NCBI's taxonomy places the organism in Eukaryota, Metazoa, Nematoda, Chromadorea, Rhabditida, Meloidogynidae. The record is from the annotation of a GenBank genome assembly.
UCCUUUGCCUGGCGCUUAUUUGUAACGAGGAAAAUUAUUGACUUUUCCAAGUGGGGGUUUCUUCAUAAUACGUAUAUUGAAAAAAUAAAAAGAGGCGUGGUUUAUGUGGGGGAAACUGCACUAAUGAAUAUCGCAAGUAUUCUUCUAAUAGGAAGUCGAGGGUCCUCUAUCGAAGGGUAUAAAAAAUUAUCAAAUUCGCACUGACAUUAAACGAUGUUUCCUUGUUAGAGGGGACUUUAGGGGGUUUUUCCUUGCGGAUUAUUCUUUCCGACUAAUCGGAAACUUAGUUAUUCGGCGAACAUGGGUCGAUAAAUAGCAAAAGAAAAAGUUCAAUGACUCGAAACCGACAACGAACUCAUCACAAUAUUAACAUCAAACAAAAUAGUAUUUCUACCAGCUUUCAACGUCAACAAUUAAUAGACAGUCAAUACUCUUUAAAUGAAGAAUCUAAAUAUUUUGAAUCAGAAUUAAAUGGAUAUUUAUUUUCUUUUCUGCAUAUUGAAGGAAUUAAUGAAUUUUCUUUUCCUUUCCCAUUACAAAAAAUUAAUUCUUUUCUCCUUCAACAAUUAAUAUUAAGCAGAUUAAUUAUUCUUUUGUUUCAAUGUACAAUUAAUUUUGUGAUGAGGGAUAGUCCAACAGAUGCUUUUAAAGGAAUUAAUCGACCUGAAAAUAAUGAAGGUUUAUUUAAAUUAAUUUUUUUAAAACCUGAAGGGUAG